AUGACUGAUGAACCAACUGAACCCGUAAAGUACUUCAAAUUGGAGUCCAAAGAGAACACAGAAUUGAAGAUUUCUGCUUUGGCUGCCGAGCAAUCGGGACUUCUAUCAAAAAUGGUCAAACAUCUCGAUUUGUCUGCUGACUACGAGAAUAUGGAGCCGAUUCCAAUCACGAAUAUCUCUGAGAAAACAUUGGUCAAAGUCAUCGAAUGGUGUGAGAAGCACAAAGAGGACCCGAUGCUCGAGGAUCGUCUUCCAGACCCUCCCGUCGUUGUUAUCCCCGAGUGGGACCAGGAAUUUCUCCAAAUCGAUAACGUUGAAUUGUUCGAUUUGAUCGUUGCUGUCAACUACCUCAAUAUCCAGAGAUUGAUGAACUACGCUUGUAAGAAAGUGGCGUUGAUGGGCAAGGGAAAGUCUCCAGAAGAGCUUCGUGUCAUCUUCGGAAUCCCGACUGAUGAGGAGGAUGCGGAGAUGGAGAGAGCUGCUGCAGAGAAGAUCAAGGCGGAGAGGGAAGCUUCUGCUGCUGUUAAUUCUCACUAA
Messenger RNA from Caenorhabditis remanei, 537 nucleotides. RefSeq lists its product as uncharacterized. Gene Ontology annotation, molecular function: cullin family protein binding. Bases 1 to 537 code for a protein of 178 amino acids. Gene Ontology annotation, cellular component: cytoplasm; nucleus. The transcript has a single exon. The record is from RefSeq and is a predicted model, not a curated record. Gene Ontology annotation, biological process: SCF-dependent proteasomal ubiquitin-dependent protein catabolic process. Lineage: Eukaryota; Metazoa; Nematoda; Chromadorea; Rhabditida; Rhabditidae.